Molecule: messenger RNA, 3592 nt
Organism: Folsomia candida
Lineage: Eukaryota; Metazoa; Arthropoda; Collembola; Entomobryomorpha; Isotomidae
Product: sushi, von Willebrand factor type A, EGF and pentraxin domain-containing protein 1
Exons: 31
Coding region: 312-3368 (1018 amino acids)
Source: RefSeq, a predicted model, not a curated record
CCUUAGGGCAGAGAUCCAAUCCUUCAUUGCACGGACGGAUGCGGAGCUGGCUGACAUUCGAUGUGUGUAAAGGACGCAAAUGCAAGGACAGCGCAGUUUCCCAGGAAGGAAUACACUUUCACCUCACAAAUUGAAACAAAUCACGGUUCUGGAACAUAUCAAAACAUUCUCUCAUCGUGUAAACACGCAUCUUUCGCCCCGGACAAAUACGCAGUUUCGCAACCGUCUAAUUUGGAAGAUCUUUCCUAAAUACAAGUUGUUCCGUGUCCAAUCCAGAUUUUUAAAGGCAGCAUGCAAAUUAUAUCAUAAGUAUGGAGUUGUCAACGUGUAGUCUUUGCUCUGCAUACACAUUUUUAAUUAUUGUCCUUGUGUCAGCAUGGACAACUUCCGCUUUGGCAGCAGGACAAAGCGUUCUUCAAGCAUCAUCAAAAUCGUCGUUUCCGAUCAAAGGGAAUGCAGUUUUUCUUCGACGGGAUACAAGAAAAUCAGUCGUUGCUUGUCCAGUUCGAGAGUUAGAAUUUGAGUCGGAUUGUCCAAAGAAUUGCACGUUGAAUUCGCACUGUUCCGAAAAGGAUGAGGAACAGUGCCUGUGUUUUGGAGAGUGCGGAAUGUCAUGCAUCAACAAGCAAAAGGCUUAUUGCAACCAUCCUGGUUUACUGGAAAAUGGAAAAGUGGUGUACGUCGGUCCUACAGGACUGUACGAGCUCCGUUUCUUGAAACAGAAAGUUCCUAUGAAAGGACAUGUCUUGUACGAAUGUAAUUCUGGAUUCUCACUCGUUGAAGGUCCUCCUGGAAAAACUUGUGAAGAUGGAAGCUGGAAACCAACCAGCGUCCCAAAAUGCGUUGCAACCGACAGCCCUGGCUUCCAUUGGUUUCGAUCUGGAAGGAUUAAACGAAGAGCAAUUAAAACUGGAGGAAGUAGCAGCAUCGUACGAAGUAAAACUGGUCCAGGAGGAGGAUCUGGAGGUCUUGGGACACGAAGAACUAAAAAGAAGGGUCACCGUUUUGGGGAAGAAGAUGAUUUUGAAAUAACUCCCAUCAUCUGCCCAAAUUUGGACCAUGAUCCGUUCAUCCAAACGGAAGUUAUUCAGGCUGGCGAUGAGCAAAAUGAAACAUUUUCUGCGGGUGCAAUAGUGAAAGUCAGUUGCAAACCUGGAUUUGGAGUGAACCUACCAAAUGAAACUGUACGAUGCGACAAAGGGAAAUGGAGACCAAAAAUUCCACAAUGUUCUGCUUUACCAUGUCGUACACCAUAUAUCGUGCACGCCGUCUUUUACGAAGGGAUCAAGCCACUUUAUUUCCAGGAAUUGAAGAAACACAAAACCAUGGCGGAAGUGAAAUGUUUGAAAGGAUACAAAUUAAGGGGUCCAGCUAAACUUCAUUGUUGGUUUGGAGAGUGGGAUUUUCCUGGUGAAUCACCCGAAUGCGUGGCUGCUCCUUGUAAAUUACCGAGUAUUGAAAAUGGGAAUUACCUUAAUGCUUAUGAACCUGGAAAACAUGUGCAACAUGGGAUGGACGUUGACUACGUCUGCAGUGGAUCAUACCGAAAGAUAAUUCCAGGACCUGUGCGUUGCGAACUGGGCGAAUGGAAGCCGAGCAGCCCGUACUGCGUGCACCCUUCCAUUGGGGACCACGACGGGAAGAAAGGAGGAGGGCGGAAAGGCCAAGGAGUUCUGCAAGCCGUACUUAAACGGUCAUGUGGGUCACCUCCCCAUCAAAAUGGGUCAUACACUUACGUCAAUGGACUCCCCUUAGACUGGGAUGUGCAGUUUAGUAGCUUUCCAGACGCAACAGAAGUCCUGUACCGAUGCUCUACUUUGAAAGUUAAAUCCAAAAACCGAUGGAAACUAACUUGUGAAGAUGGGUCGUGGAUCGGGAGUACAAAUUUGACUUGCGAUGGUGAUGCUCCUAUCGAUAAGUGGAUGAGUUUGCCAAUAAUGAGCAUGGUCAAUGGAUCGUGCCAUUAUAAGCGGACGGAUAAGCAUGUCGUGACCUUUUAUGAUGAUCAAAUGAUAAUUGACGAUAACAAAGAGUAUCCACAUGGGACGAUUGUGACGUCUAGAUGUGUGGAUAUUGGGAAAUUUCGACUAGAAGGGGCAGUUCGUCGUAAAUGUUUGAGUGGACAAUGGAUGGGCAUAACUCCGAGAUGUGAAGGACUUUCUCAAUAUCAGGAUUAUUCAUUGGAUAAAGCUCCAACCAUUCUAUUUCGCUACUCAGGAGGAUCAAUUGUUCAGAGCACCGAUGGGAAUUUGAUUGUAUAUCCUGGCACGACCUUGCACAUGGAGUGCUUGUGGAUACGAAAAUUUGGGAAGCCGACGUGGUCAACGUCCAUUGCAAACAAAACUUACGUUGAGGGAUGGGCUGGCGAUUCCACACGAGACAGUCAAUUAGAGUAUAGACUAACCAUUGACAAUGCGCAAAAACGAGAUGAGGGGCGUUAUUCAUGCAAAACCCCUGCCCGACACACGCACGAAAUCAAUGUAAUAGUGAAAGAGGCAUCAUGUCCACCUUUGCCUGACCACUCAGACCUGAUUUACUCCACGAAUGAUACCAUCCUUGGCACCAGGGUCACUUUUACCUGCAGAAAGAACAAUUCUUUAGUUGGUGCGGAUGAGAUAUUCUGCACUGCAGCAGGAAAAUGGAGUGUUGCCCUCCCAAGAUGCGAAAAUAUUGAAUGCUUCGACAUUUCCCUCGUUCCUGCCAUGGCGCCCCUUGCCGUCAGCUACUUGACCAAAAAUGGAACUCUGACAAGGAAUCAGACCGCACCUCCGAAAGUUACACUUCUUGGCACUCACAUGCAAAAAAUUUACGUCGGAGCGAAGGCAGCUUUCUCCUGUGAUCAGGGAUACAUGAUUGAAGGGUCUGCAGAAGCUAUUUGUCAGGCCAAUGGCGAAUGGUCGGCUUCAAUGCCACUUUGCAAAGAAGUGGAAUGCCAACAUCCACCCGUGCCAGAAAAUGGCAUGCUCGUGGGGCAGAUUCCAGAGAAAUUCAAAGCUGGCGAUUUUGCAAAUUUUGAAUGCAAACAAGGCUUUAUGAUGGAAGGACAACCAAUGCUGGCUUGCCAGGAUAAUGGGAAGUGGUCAAAGGCCAAUGGAAUUAAAUGCAAAAUUGGCUGUCCUUAUCCCGGAACAAUUAUUCUCGGCAGUUUAUCGCCGUCUUCUCAGAUCAAGUUUUACUACGACGUUGGAGAGACGGUAGAGUUCGAAUGUCAGAGUGGAUAUGAGCUCCAAGGGUCAAAAAUGCUAGUUUGUCACAAAUCUGGCAAGUGGACUUCACAGGUUCCCACAUGCUUGCCAUCCACCAAUUUUGACCACGUUUCAAAUCGAAUGUUUCUUGUUCAGCAGUCGCAACAAGCAAGUGUAAACUAAAAUUCUCAAUGCAGACAUUUUAUCCUGCUUCAUCGAAUUUACAUAUUUUAAAAUUCGUGAAUAUAAUAUAAUUGAUGGAAAAUUUAAUCACUACUAACGAUAUCUAUAUAAUUUUGUUAUUUACAUUUCUUCAUUUUUGUAGUAAUUGCUAUAUGCUGGAGCAAAAAUGCUCGUUGAGUCAGUCAGCAUAAUGCAUAUAAUAAAAUUAACCAAUCAAUCUGAAA